AGGUGAGUUGUAUAUUUAUAUAAACGUUAUGACUUGGAGUGGAGUACAGGCAAAGGUUGUUGUGCUGCUAUCCCUUUAUCUUGUAUGUUUUGCAAAUUCUCUGUCACGAGAACAGUCUUUCGUCAUUGAAGAAAGUGAUGAAUUAGCGAGAGAGAAAAGACAUGCAUCGUCUUAUCAUGGACCGGAUGAGCCCCAUCACAGUUUGCACGUCACGAGUGUCGUCCAGUCAAGAUUUGCAAGAGUAACGUUUGUGAAUAAAAUAGCGAACACUGAACGCUCCGCAAAAGAAGUUGUUUUUUCAGUAAGGCUUCCAGAAGCAGCCUUCAUCACAGAAUUUGACAUGAUUGUUGGCGGUGUGAAAUUUGUCGGGAAAAUACGAGAGAAGAAAGAAGCAAAAGAGCAGUACGAUCGCGCCGUUGCAAGGGGAAACACUGCGGGUCUGGUUGUUGCGGAUGUCCGGGAGACUCAGACCUUUGAUGUUACUGCCAAUGUGCCUGCUCAAUCAAGUGUGGAAUUUCAUCUUGUUUAUCAGCAACUAUUGAAGCGGAGGCUAGGCCAAUAUGAUCAUACAAUUAUGGUGAACCUGAAAGAGGUCAUUGAUCAUUUUGUGAUUGAUAUAUUCAUAACGGAAAGAUCAGGAAUUACAUCGAUAUCCACUACAUAUCCUGGUGAGGGUAGUGGAGCCAGAGACAAGGGUCUGAGAGGACGAGAUUCAGACGAUAAACUACGAGUCAAUACUGAUGUUAGAAGAAGCAAAUACCAGGCUAAAGUCACAUUCAAGCCAACACCAACCGAAAUGCGUCGUCUAAUAACUUUACCUGAAGACGAACAAAAAUUCACCGUAAAUUAUGACGUAACGCGAGAAGAUUUAGGUGGAGAAAUUCAAACAAGAAACGGAUACUUUGUCCAUUUCUUUGCGCCAGAAGAUCUUCCAGUUUUACCCAAGAAAGUUGUUUUUGUGAUUGAUAGAAGUGGAUCGAUGUCCGGGAGGAAAAUCUCGCAAACCAAAGAGGCAUUUAUAUCCGUCAUAAAAGAACUCAGAGACUCCGACCAAUUCAACAUCGUAUCAUUCGCGAGCAGCCGACCAACAAUAUGGUCGGACACCGAGGCCGGUUUAGUUGACGUAACUAAAGCAAAUCUUAAUGACGCCAUUGCACACGUAAACGGUAUUCGUGCUGCAGGAGGGACCGAUAUCAACAGUGCCUUAAUAGCAGCUUCUAAAUUACUCUCUGGAGUAACGAUGGAUGACAAAGUUUCAGCCAUGAUAAUUCUUUUAACUGAUGGUAAACCGACGUCGGGAAUUACAAGAACAUCUAGCAUCCGAAAAAAUAUAAAAGAAAAAAUUGAAGGACGAUUUUCUCUGUUUUGUCUUGGAUUUGGCGAUGAUUUGGAUCAUGACUUUUUAAAACGAAUGGCAAAUGAAAACGACGGAAUAGCCAGAAAAAUUUAUGAAGAUUCCGACGCCGACUUACAAUUGGAAGGAUUUUUUCAAGAAGUUGCGACACCACUUUUGCUCAAUGUCAAAAUGACUUAUUUAGGUGUGAACUUGGCAAACAUCAGUCAAACAGAUUUUAGCAAAUUCUUCAGAGGAUCUGAAGUUGUUGUUGUUGGAGCAAUAGCUCCCGGUGGCGGUGACAAAACGAAAGUUGUUGAAUCAACGAUCAAAGGAACAUCUAAGGAUGGUGAAGUAGAAUAUAAUGUAAAAAGCAAAGAAUUAGAUAAAACAUUUCAACACUGGCACAAAGAAACUGGCGCAUUUGAAGAUUUUAUAGAACGUUUAUGGGCGUAUUUCACAAUACGCGAUCUUUUGGAAAAAAUAACUUUAUCAUCAAGUCGAAGAGAAGUUUAUCAAAUAACAAGUGAAGCACUACGAUUAGCUCUGAAAUACAGUUUCGUGACUCCUCUCACAUCGAUGGUGGUUACAUUACCUGAAGAUGAAAUAACAACAACCCCUGCUAGGCCCACAAUAAUUCCAACAAUACCUCCGUGUUAUCUUCGAAGUGACAUCAUUCCUCGAGGACACCUGCUUCUACGACCUCCUAUAUGGUGCCCCUAUAUCUUGUCAGCGGCAAGAGAUAGCAGCUCGUCAGAUAGUGGAAGGGACUCUUCCUCUACCAAAACCCUUUCCGGAAGAAUCAUAGGAAGCUCUUCAGGUGGAUCUUCUGUGCAGCGCAUAAUUGGGGGUGGGUCAUCAAGUAGAACUGGUUCGAUACCACGCUCAGGUAUUUCAGGAGGUUCCGGUUGGAAAAGACUUUUACCAGGGUUUACUCCUCCACUUCCUCCACGUGAUCCUCCUCCACCUCCCCCACGUGAGUUAGACAUAAAAAUCUGGGAUAAAUGUAGUGGAAAACUCGACGACGAAAGCGGCACAAUACAACUCCCGCAUGAGAUUAGAAAGAAUCCAUACCAAUGUGAAUGGAAGAUUGAACUGACAGAAAAUAGUUGGAUGGACAUAAAAGCGGAGACUCUUAACACUACUCAAAACAAAGUGAUCGUCACAAGCCAGGGCAAAACUAUUUUGGAACACAAAGGUGGAAUCUCCCAGUUGAAAUCCGUGUCGAUACAGCAUAACACAGCGACUGUUCUGUUGACGGUUUAUCCGAAAGAUGAUCGAUGGCCAGGAAUUGUGAUUUCUUACAAUCAAUUCAAGCCGGAUAGUCCGUUGCAACCAAUUGCUACACCGAAGGAUUCUGAAUUUGCUUUGAAUCAAUCUAUGAAGAAUUGUGGUGAUGAUAUUUCAUCUUCUAAUAGCAAAGAAGGCAUCAUCACAUCUCCUCAGUAUCCAAAAAUGUAUCCAGACAACGCAUAUUGCAUGUGGAAUUUUGCCAACACAGAUUCGAGUCACAAAUUGCGUUUAACCAUCAUUGAUAUGGAUAUAGAAAUGGGACCAGGAGAUCAAUGCAAUCACGAUAAAUUAGUUAUCAAAAAUGGGAAGAAUGUGCAACAAAUCUGUGGAUACAAUCUACCAGAUGGAAUAACGACAUCGGAGAAGAAGAUAUCGAUUGCAUUUUUGAGUGAUGAUAGUUUGGGAGCUGGUGGUUUCAAAAUGCGAUACCGAUUUGUUCCUAAGUAACAGUUUCUCUUUAUCAUUUUGUCGCUUCUACAAAUAAUCAGUAAAGUUAUUGUUUAUGUUUUAUGUUUUAAACAGCUAUCAGUUAGAUUCUAAAGUUUUCACAAAUGAU
Molecule: messenger RNA, 3182 nt
Organism: Styela clava
Lineage: Eukaryota; Metazoa; Chordata; Ascidiacea; Stolidobranchia; Styelidae
Source: RefSeq, a predicted model, not a curated record